Molecule: messenger RNA, 2417 nt
Organism: Mercenaria mercenaria
Lineage: Eukaryota; Metazoa; Mollusca; Bivalvia; Venerida; Veneridae
Exons: 6
Coding region: 88-1551 (487 amino acids)
Source: RefSeq, a predicted model, not a curated record
CGAAAAUACUAUUUUCACUUUCGGUUUGAACAGGAGAAUUGCUGACGCAGAAAUUGGCUAUAUUCUUUAAAGGAGGAUACUUGAACAAUGUGGCCCGUAAGUUACAAACGCCCUACAGAUGAUAUGGUAUACCAAGCAGGGGCCAAACGACAAAAAACUGGCAGUGAGAGAGAUAAAAGGAAGCGGUUCAUUGACGACAUGUAUGACAGACUAUCUCUUGAUGCCGAAGAUAAAAAGAGGUCAAGGGCUUAUGUUGAUAAAAUACUUGGAGAAAUCAUUAGCCAUGUCAGAAAGCAGGAAGAUGGCAAAAUAUAUGGUCACCAAAUCGUAAAAGCUGGAAGCUAUCCUAUUAACGCAAAGAUUGGCAAAGCUGACGAAUUUGACACCAAUAUACUUCUUAACCUAGAGCCAAAAUGUGUUGACCGAAGCGGACACGUCAAGUAUAUGUUCAUGGAAGUCGGUAAUCAGGGUGCACAUGCAUCUAGCAUGUCCACUGACCUUAGGCUCGUCAAGACAGAUGAUGGUGAAAGUAUACCAGAUGGAUACGCUGUUGUUGGAGUUUACAAGAGUGAGAUACCGUCAAAAUUUGUACAUUAUGCAGAGACAUCCUCCAGAUUUCUCCAAACGGGAUCAGCAACAAGUUCAAACUUCCUAACUUUCCCAACAGCACACCCAAACUUCCUAUUUGGAGGCGCACUCCGCCAGCCAAACUAUUUCUAUCCAUGGUCAUCGGCAUCCUACCUGGCUGCAGGGGAACCGUCUUACCUCUUACCUAGACAACUAACAGAUACAGUGGUCAUUAACAAAGGUCCACAGUCUGAAUGCAUUCACAUCAUACCACGAGAUGUGAAACAGGACCUGCAUCAAAAAAUCAAGAAGGCCAGGAAUGAAUUGGAUUUGAAAGAUGUCAGCAUAAAAAACACGGCACAAGGUCCAGCGUUAACGCUUACGAUAUCUCCAAACAGAGAAUUGGGUAUCAGUCACGAAAUAAGUGUAGAUGUCACAGUUUCCUUGAAAUGUUCAGCCAAGCUUGACUUUGAACAUUUUGGAUGGCCAAGAGCAAAAACGAGAAAAGCAUUUGAUCAGGACGUCAUUGAUGCUGCAAUAGAAGCCGGAAUUCAUCUGGUUCCCAAAAAGGAUCUAUUUUGGUCUAUAUCAUACUCGCGUGCUGAAAGGGCACUCUUAUCAAGUAUUGACAGAGAGUUUGGAUGUAGAAAGCGUGUGCUUAAGUUACUGAAGAAGUAUGUUGAGAAAUGCAAAUCUGGUUCAACAAGCAAACUGCCUGGAAUUAGUUCACACAUUCUGAAGACACAGAUACUUUGGUCAUGUGAGAUACAUGCAGACGACAAUAUUGACUACUGGAAUUAUAACAACAGAGACGAAUGUCUUCUGAAUACAAUGAUGGAACUGGAAAAUUCUUUAAGACGAAGGGAAAUUCCUGAAUAUUUCAACGACUCUCUCAAUGUACUGGUCGGGAAGAAACUUGUUGUAGUUGAUGAACUUGCAGACUAUUUAAACAAUGAGAUGAGGAAGAUAAAACAAAUGAUUUGAGAUAUUUAAAAUUGUCAACAAAUUACCAAUUGAUUUAAGGACAGUUAGAUACAUAGUUACUCACUGCCUUACAUUUUAAUGAUUUUCAUUUUUCAUUUAGACAAGAUGAUCGGUCUUCUUUACAUACAAUGUAACUGUAUGUUUUGUCUUUUUGCAAACCUCAUUUACUGUUAUCAGUGUACAUAUCUAGAUACGAAUCCUACGGACAAUUUGGAUUUAGUCACAAUGAACUGAUCAUCCCUUUAGGUAUACAAUGUCCAACUAUUAGUUCAAGUUAAUGGCUGUUAUUAAUUUUCUUUAAGGUCGGCUAUUGUAAUUGUCCAAUGUCCGAUGUCCAUCCAAUGCCUGCCAAUAACAUUUAGAUUAAACUAAUCUGUCACCUAAAUUGAUAUAAAUGACAUUUUCUCAUAUUUUAUCGACUGAAUACAAAAUGUAAUGUUUUCACAAAUGUGUACCUACUCAGUCAACACGUACAUCGAAUGGUUUAUUUAAUUGUUGAUGAUAUUAGGCCAUAAAUACACUCAUUGAAGCAUAUAAUUCAUUGCUACAUUUCAGUGUAAGCAAAUGAAUAUCACGAAACAAAGGCUAUUAAAUAACUCUUAUAGAAACUAUUUAGGCUAUAAUUUGGUAAAGAAAUGUAUUUUGAUAUAAUAUCAGACUAAUUAAAUCGUAUAUGAUAUGAUGAAUGUCAAGGACCUGAGACAAUAGUUUCCGUCUAUUAACAUGAUGUAUCAGUUGUUAGGAACGAAAAUGAAUCCGGGAUUCGAAUAUAUUCCAGCGGCAAAUAUAAUGACAUAUUCAGUCUUCUGUCUAUAGUCAAAAAUGUAGUAUUCCAAAGAUUUUGUAAAUAAAUUAAAUUAAAAAAA